This is a messenger RNA of Diachasmimorpha longicaudata, 1992 nucleotides long. RefSeq lists its product as uncharacterized. Bases 1 to 1992 code for a protein of 663 amino acids. The record is from RefSeq and is a predicted model, not a curated record. Gene Ontology annotation, molecular function: nucleic acid binding. Gene Ontology annotation, biological process: DNA integration. NCBI's taxonomy places the organism in Eukaryota, Metazoa, Arthropoda, Insecta, Hymenoptera, Braconidae. The transcript has 3 exons.
AUGGAGAAACUAGGAUGGGAUGACCCAGUUUCCCCAACAACGGCGCAUCGAUGGCACCAGUUCAGGGAUGAACUCAGUCAGUUGUCGGAGGUGCCACGGUGGCUUGGACUGCUCAAGGGCUUCGACAUGGAAAUCCAUGGAUUCUCCGACGCAUCCCAGGUGGCGAUGGCAGCUGUCAUCUAUAUCAAGGUUCCGCACCGACCUGGAGGUGCUCUGCUCCUUGCCAAGCUCAUACGAUACGUGCAGGAUCAGCUCAACCUCAGGACUGCGCCCACGUACCUCUGGACGGAUUCCUCAGUCACGCUCACAUGGAUCAGCUCCCACUCAUCACGGUGGAAAGAAUCCGUGAGGAAUCGCGUCGCUCUCAUCCAAGAGCUUACACAACCAGCUCAUUGGAGGCUGGUGCCUGGCAAGGAGAAUCCAGCAGACUGCGCUUCUCGAGGUCUCACAGCGCAACAGUUGGUAGAGCACAAACUGUGGUGGACAGGGCCGCCAUGGCUGCAACAGGACAGCUCAUCUUGGCCAACUCACGUCUUAGAGAGGAACCUCAAUGAGGACCUCGAAGAGAAGCCGGGACAACUUUACUACGGCGCCGCUCAGCAAAUAGCUAUCUGGGAUCUCAUCGACAGGUUCUCUUCAUUCAACCGACUGCUCCGGAUCACAGCGAUCUGCUCAAGGUUCAUCGCUCGACUUAGGAGGGUUCCCAAUACAUCCCUCCACUAUCCGCUUACACUCAGCGAGCUGGAAGAGGCACGGCUCCUGUGGAUCAAGCUCACCCAAUCAGCUCAUCUCAAGGACGAACUACGGACAAUCUCUAGAGGGGAGAGAUUCACCAGGUCCCAUCCGCUCACCAAGCUCACCCCGUUCAUUGAUCGUCAAGGGGUUCUGCGUGUAGGCGGGCGGCUCAGGUUCGCACAGCUCGACCCCGAGAGAAAAAAUCAGGCUAUCAUCCCGAGGAAAUCACAACUAGCUCACUUACUGAUAAGCCAAGCUCACCUACAGACACUUCACGGCGGGACACAGCUCACCCUUCGUCAGCUCAGGACUACUUACUGGAUCCUCGGAGGUCGAGCUCCAGUACGCUCCUUCAUCCUUAAAUGCGUGAAGUGGGACAACUGCCACCAGCCAGGCUUACCCCCGCUCGUGCCUUCCUCAACACGGGGGUCGAUUACGCCGGCCCCAUAUCGCUCCGGUCAUGGAAAGGACGGGGUCACAAGUCCUACAAGGGCUGGCUGGCUAUCUUUACGCUCCACCAGUCGGCGUGGGAUCGCUCACUCCUUAUUUAGCGACUGCGGUACCACUUUCCUCGGCGCUGAUAAGGAACUCAGGAGGCUCUUCUCUGCCGGAUCAUCCCAGUCUCGGCAGCUCGCCCAGCUCCUCGUCCAAGUUGGGACCCAGUGGUCCUUCAACCCUCCGAGUGCACCGCUCUUCGGAGGCAAAUGGGAGGCGGCAGUGAAGUCGGUGAAAUAUCAUCUCACCCGGACAAUCGGCGAGGAUCUGGUCACCUUCGAGGAACUCACCACCUUACUAGCCCAAAUUGAGGCAGUUCUCAACUCACGGCCGCUUGAACCGCUCACGGACGAUCCUGAUGACUGCUCGGCCUUGACACCCGGACACUUCCUCAUCGGCCAGGCUUCCACGACUCUUCCAGAGCCAUCCUUGGAGAAUCUUAACGCCUCUAGACUCUCCCGAUGGCAGCUCAUCCAAAACAAACUUCAAGGGUUCUGGAAGAGAUGGUCCACGGGGUAUCUCCAACGUCUUCAGGCGGUGUCCAAGUGGCACCACCCGACCCACGACAUCAACAUCGGCUCCUUAGUCCUACGCACGGACGAGAGGUUUCCUCCAUCAAAAUGGCCUCUCGCCCGAGUGACCGCUCUACACCCUGACAAGGAUGGGCUUACGCGAGUAGCCACGCUCCGGACCGCUCAGACGACGUUAACGCGCCCCAUCGUGAAGCUCGUGCUCCUGCCCGUACCAACGUCCGAGACCUAG